Molecule: messenger RNA, 773 nt
Organism: Capsella rubella
Lineage: Eukaryota; Viridiplantae; Streptophyta; Magnoliopsida; Brassicales; Brassicaceae
Product: SKP1-like protein 4
Exons: 2
Coding region: 97-585 (162 amino acids)
Biological process (GO): SCF-dependent proteasomal ubiquitin-dependent protein catabolic process
Cellular component (GO): nucleus; cytoplasm
Molecular function (GO): cullin family protein binding
Source: RefSeq, a predicted model, not a curated record
ACAAACCCCAAUUCCCAAAACCUCGUGUGACUCCCCAUCUUUAAUCAAAAACCUAUUCUUCUUCUCUGCAAAUCUUUUCUUUUCUUUGUUGCUACCAUGGCUGCUGCGAAAAAGAUCAUCCUCAAGAGCUCCGACGGUGAAUCCUUCGAGGUCGACGAAGUCGUUGCGGUUGAGUCCCAGACGAUCAAACACAUGAUCGAGGACGACUGUACCGGUAACGGGAUUCCGCUUCCUAACGUCACCGGAACUAUCCUCGCUAAGGUUAUUGAGUACUGUAAGAAGCACGCUGAGGCCGCCGCUGAUGACGGCGGCGACAAGGAUUUUUGCGGUUCCACCGAGAACGAUGAGCUUAAGGCAUGGGAUACCGAAUUCGUUAAAGUUGAUCAGAAUACACUCUUCGAUCUCAUCUUGGCUGCUAACUAUCUGAACAUCAGUGGACUUCUUGACCUAACCUGCAAGGCCGUUGCUGAUCAGAUGAAAGGAAAAACUCCUGAGGAGAUGCGUGCACACUUCAACAUCAAGAACGAUUACAGUCCUGAGGAAGAAGCAGAGGUUCGCAAUGAGAACAAGUGGGCGUUCGAGUGAUCUGUGUUUAGGAAAACUUAGUCUUUAGUCGUCUUUCUUAGAUGUGUUUUAACUUUCCAAGAUUUGGAUUUGCUUUUUAUUUUCUUUUCUUUAGAAUUUAACAUGAAAACCGAAUGCUUUCUUCUGCUAACAUGAUCUCUUGGUUUUUAUGAAAUUAAUUUUAGACAAAAAGUGUUGGUCUUGCUUAA